This is a messenger RNA of Drosophila gunungcola (fruit fly), 477 nucleotides long. RefSeq lists its product as uncharacterized. The record is from RefSeq and is a predicted model, not a curated record. NCBI's taxonomy places the organism in Eukaryota, Metazoa, Arthropoda, Insecta, Diptera, Drosophilidae. The transcript has a single exon. The coding region runs from base 7 to 477 and encodes 156 amino acids.
CAGACAAUGGUCUUCAAAAAAGGCAACAUAGAGUUUAUCCUGGAAUCUCUGGAGACGAACUGUGAUCACAAUUAUGUUGAGUAUUUUAAAAAGGUGCCCAACUCUAAGCUGCUCUAUACUUUUCGAGUUGUAAAAUUGGCCCCUGCUUUUACAAUUGAUAUCACAGUGAAAGUGCUAAAAACACAGAGAAUUUUUUACAAGAUAGAAAACAUAAAGGGCUGUGACUUUCUAAACAAUCCACUGCUGUUUAAAGUGUUUGGCGAAACCUACAAGCAGCUGGUGGUCAAUGGCAGUUACUUCAAGUGUCCCAUCAAGCCGAAGGUUUAUUUUCUGAAAAACGAGGCCACUGUCUCUUUAGUUCCCGCCAUCCAUCCACCUGGACGUUUUCAACUGUCGAUGCGGGUGAGAAUGACAGAAAGUCCUGGGCCAUUCGUUAUGGAAAUGUUGUGGAAGUAUAAAAUUAUUCGCAUCAAAUAA